AUGUUUUGCUCGCUGGAAGAGAUACAACGGCGCUGUUUAUCUUGGACAUUUCGACUACUUGUCCGUCAUACGAGUGUCAUGGAACGUCUGCGAAAAGAGAUCUCUUCUGUCAUGGGGACCGAGUCCAUACCAAGUCGGGAACAGAUAAAAAAGAUCCGAUAUCUUGAUUCUGUGAUCAAAGAAAGCCUGCGUCUAUAUCCCCCUGUUCCACUGAACAAUCGCGAAGCAGUGGAAACCACUAUUCUACCAACAGGUGGUGGGCCAAACGGUGAUAAACCCAUCUUAGUGAAAAAGGGUGAACUUGUUGUUUAUUCACAGUACAACGGAAAGGCACCCAGCGCAGACAGGGUUUUACAACAUGCGCAGACAUUAGUCUCUCAACUAGAGGCUGAUAGGGAUCUCGAAGAUGCAGCGAAAAGGCCCAUCAUUUUUGUAUGCCAUUCCCUAGGCGGCAUAAUCGUGAAAAGAGCCUUGGCGUAUGCAGAGAGUCGCGUUAGACUCACUCACAUAUAUUCAAUUUACGUUUGUACAUUUGCUAUCCUCUUCUUCGGCACUCCGCAUCAAGGAUCCAGCAAAGCGAAUAUUCUUAGUAGUCUUCAAAAGAUUGUAUCGAUUGCAACCCCCAAAGCCGCUAUAGACCUUGAAUCAGGAUUGGUCAAUGCACUCGAGAAGGAAUCUGAAGUCCUGCAAAACAUCACCGACCAAUUUACACCGCUCAUGUCCAACUUCCGGGUCUUUUUCUUCUGGGAGCAAGAGAAGACUGAUCUCAAAUAA
Molecule: messenger RNA, 774 nt
Organism: Penicillium roqueforti
Lineage: Eukaryota; Fungi; Ascomycota; Eurotiomycetes; Eurotiales; Aspergillaceae
Exons: 6
Coding region: 1-774 (257 amino acids)
Molecular function (GO): oxidoreductase activity, acting on paired donors, with incorporation or reduction of molecular oxygen; monooxygenase activity; heme binding
Source: RefSeq, a predicted model, not a curated record